UUUUCCCAUUUUUCCCCCUUUUUUCCCUUUACCUGCCCUCUCCCUUUUUCCUUCUUUCCCUUUUCCUUUUUUUUCCUUUUCCCUUUCCCCUGUUUUUCCCCCUUUUAUCCCUUUUCCCAUCCCAUUCCCACUUUUUCUCUCCCCAUUUCCCACCCUUUCCCAGGAUUUUCCCUCUCUCCCCCGAGCCCUUCCCAAGGAAUUCCCGACCCCAAUUCCCAAUUCCCCGAUCGCUGGAACUUCUCCUUCCCUGCAGGAUCGGGAACGGGAUCGGGAUUGGGAAUGGGAUUGGGAACGGGAUUGGGAAUUCCGACCCCGCUGCUGCUCCUGGUGCUCUCCACGCUCCAUCCCAUAAUAGGGACCAUCCCUGAGCCUCUGCUGGUGCUGGAGGGUUCGGAGCGGGCCGGGAUCCGGCUCCGGUGCCUCUCGGAGCAACCUUUUCCCGAAAUCCGCCUGCUCUGGAGCGGUGCCGACGGCCUCAACCUGACGGGAAUUCCGGCUCCCACAGCCGACGGGAACGCUGGCAGCUCGCUGCUGCUCCGGCCAGGAUUCGGGAACGCCGCGUCCUGCCGGGCCCUGGAUCCCAACCUGGGCACGGCCGCGGAAUCGUCCGUGGUCAUCGCCGACGUUUUCUUCCCUGCCCCGUCCCCAUGCCUGGCGCCGUUCCUGCUGCUCCUGCUGCUCGCGCUGAGCCUGGCGCUGGCGGCCGCCUUCCGACUGCGCCGGAACCGCCGCGCGCUGGCCCAGGACCGAAAAUCCCAGCAGCGAAUCCAGGAGGAGAUCGAGGAGCUCCGGAUGGAACUGGAGAGUCGGGAAAUGGCGGCGACCAUCGAGCUGCUCCAGGCCCAGCUCGACUUCCGGCACGCUCAGAGCUACGCAGUGUCACUGACCCUGGAGCGGCAUUGCCGGGCCCCGGCCGUGGCUCGGGAAGGCUUUUCCCGAGGGAAGCACUACUGGGAGGUGGAGCUGGGCCAGGAGCCGGCCUGGGAGCUGGGGGUGCUGGACCAGCAAACUCGGGAUUCCCUUCAGGAUUCCCCACCCUCCAUGCCCCAGGACAGGCCUGCAGUGCUGCGGUAUUCCCAGGGGGAAUUCCGGCUGCCGGGAGGGAAGCUGCUCAGGAAUUCCGGGCGCUGCCGCGUGCUCGGCGUGCUCCUGGACCAGGAGCGUCGCCUCCUCUCCUUCUUCGACGCCGAGGAAAAGCGACGCCUGGGAUCCGUGGCCCUGGAAACGCCCGGGAAUCUCUUCCCGUUCUUCAGCCCGGCACGCGCCGGGAAUUCUCCGGGGAUCCGGAGGUGCCGGGACCAGUCGCCACUGGAAACAGAAUUCAUGUCCGGACAGGGAAUUGCGGCCGAUUCCGUGUCCCACGUGUCCCUCCGCCCUCCAAUGAAUUCCUGA
Cinclus cinclus is the source of this 1392-nucleotide messenger RNA. RefSeq names its product butyrophilin subfamily 2 member A1-like. NCBI's taxonomy places the organism in Eukaryota, Metazoa, Chordata, Aves, Passeriformes, Cinclidae. Gene Ontology annotation, molecular function: protein binding. The transcript is spliced from 11 exons. The annotation marks the transcript as partial. The record is from RefSeq and is a predicted model, not a curated record.